AAUCCCGCGAGGAUUUGAAAAAGUCCUCGCGGGAUUUCUGGCUUCCGGGAAGAAGGAGGAAGAACUGUCAGUGUGGUGGUCGGAGGGGCCGUAGCCGCAAACUGGCAGCCACGCUUCCGUCAGUCUACCCCAGGGCAGCUGUGGCUACGGGUGUAGCUUACCACCACCAGGCAAGAUGGCGGAUGCAAAGGAGUCAUGCAGAGAGGGCCCAGGGCGACAGACACUGCUGCAGGUGUCCGACUCCCACGGACGCCAGUUACUGGGUGUGCUUCGGUCCUUUCGAGAGCGAGGACUUCUGUUUGACUUCACCAUAAAAGUUCAAGAGCACACUUUCCCCUGCCAUCGCUGUGUUCUUUAUGCAUGCAGUGAUUUCUUCCGGGCCAUGUUUGAGGCGGACAUGCGAGAGCGGGAUGAUGGUUCAGUGACACUUUGUGAGCAGACUCCAGAGGUACUGGGCUCCUUCUUGGACUUCGCCUACUCUGGCCACAUUCUUAUCACGGAAGGAAAUGUACACUCGCUCUUUCAGCUCGCCUCAUUUUUACAGGUGUCACUCCUGUCCAGAGCGUGUGGUGACUUCCUGGCGGCGACCUUGGAUGUCGCCAACUGCUUGCCACUCUUGAACCUCGCCGAGGCGUACGGCUCGGUCGCCCUGCGUCAAAGUGCCGCCGACUUUGUGGUUCGCAACUUCCACGAGCUUUCCGACGUGCGGGACUUUGUGGAUAUGCAGGUGGACGUGUUGGAGGAAUGCCUGAGGUCCGCCGCCCUGGGCGUUCCCAGUGAGGAGGCUGUGGUGAUGUCACUUCUCAGGUGGAUACGUGGAGAUCUUCCUGGGAGGCAGAAGCUGCUUCCUGGGUUGUUAUCACUCACCAGGCCUCACCAUCUCCCUCCACCUGCACUCCAGACCCUUCUGGAAUCCGAAACUCUGCUGAGGUGCGAUGAGUCCUGUGUGGCCCUGCUCACCGAGGCUCAGAGCAGACAGAGUCGCCAGCGCGGACUGUUCACCGACGCCAGGCCCGCCACCACCCGGACUUACAUUUAUGUCCACAAGACGGAGGACAACGGAGAGACCUGCCAGUCCUUCUGCUACUGUGUGGCGACAGACCAGUGGAAGGAGCUGACAAUGAGCCAUGGAGUAACAGCCAUGCCAGACCCACCGGGCUCACACCUGACCAGCUUCGCCGAGAAGAUGUUUGUCACCGGGGGUUGCCGUGGAAACUGUCGCCCCGCUGUGCGCCUCCAUGUGGAAGAGUCUUUCCACCAUGCCACCAACGACGUGUGGUGCUUCUGUCCUGUCACAAGGACCUGCACGCCCGCCCCGGCCAUGCUGAAGCCCCGAACCAUGCACACUGCCGUGGUCUGCCUUGACCGCGUGUAUGUCAUCGGGGGGCGGACUCAGGGACCUAGCGGGUGUCUUCACAGUCUUCUAGAGGUGGAGUAUUACGAGCCGCUGAACAGUCGCUGGUUUCCGGUCAGUCCUCUGCCCACCGCAGUCUUCUACCCGGAGGCCAGUGCUUGCGGCAACAAGAUCUACACUCUGGGAUCACGAGAGGAGAGAAGCGACUCCUUCAACCCCUCGCUGGACUGCUUCUUCAGCUACCAUGCCCAUCACGACCAGUGGAGCCGCCUGGUGGCAGACUCUGGUCAGUUCUUCCACGCGGCGCUGGUCAAAGCGGUUUCCAUUCGUCAGACUCUGCACCUCUGUGACCUGUCCACUCACAAGAUGUACAGUUUCUGCCCUGAGACAUGCGCGUGGAAGGAUAAGGGAUCCUUCGGGUGUGCAGGGUUCAAUGCUGAAGCGGUGGGUACCUGGGACAAAAUCUACAUCCUGGGAGGCGACUAUUCCCCCAACGAGAUCACAGAUGAAGUCCAGGUGUACCACAGUGACCGGGGCCAAUGGGAAGAGUUGUCCUCGAUGCCCAGAGCGCUGACUGAAUUCCACUGCCAGCUCAUCAGCUUCAACAGGCACAGUGACCCCUGGUGUGACCUUUGACGCACAAACGUCGAAACGGUGGUUAACAUGUUGGUCUCCCGGUCUGGAGAUCAAAGGUUCAAAACAGACUCAAUGACUCCACGGUAACGUUGUAGUGAAUUUACUGAGGAUUGUGUGAAACAAUACCAAAAUAAUUACUUUAAAAGUUAAUAAUACUAACACGGGCACUUGUAAACGUGUUAGCUGAUUAGCUAAUGCUAAUAACGCUAGCUUGAUUACAUUACAAUAGCAGGUAGAAAUAUGCAUGAAAACACUCUUACAGAUAUCACACACGGGAUGGUUUAGUAAGCAAGAAUUGUUUUAGCCCCCCGCGACCUCAAAGGGAAUAAGCGGUAAAAAAUGGAUGGAAUUGUUUUAGUUAUAUUGUAAAAACUUACAAAUGCUGCUUGGAGUGAUGAACGAAGAAUCCGUACGAGUUUAAAACGUUUAAGACAAAACGGGAUAUACUUCCGGUUCAAGGCACGGAACAGAAAGUGGAUUUUCAACCUGCAGCAGUGAGCGAACUAGCCCAAAAGAUGGCGAUGUAGCACAAACAAUAACACAUUAACAGUGUGUCUGUUGAAAACUACUUGGCAAACAAAAAUUCAUAAGUUAGCCGCACAGUUUUAGAAGCCACAGGGUUCAGAGCAUAGGUAGGAAGUAGCGGCUUAUCGUCCAAAAAAUACGGUAGAUUUUUUCUUGCACUAUCUUAAAAAAAAAAGUAAUUUCGGCAGACAUUUCGUGUGAAUGAAGAGCCAAAGCCGAAUAGAAAUUCUGGCCAGAUAGUGUCCAGCAAAUAAAAAUAUGAGCUAACGUGCUAACAACAACACGCUUACAGUUAGCAUUAGUGAAAUAGCAGAAUAUAGCUGAGAUGACGCUGCUACCUAACGAUGGGUACCGUACGGUACCAAUCCCCAGUAUCUGGAAAUCAAUAGUCGUACUAAAUAGUACCAAUUUUGUUUGUUAAUAAAUGUUAAUUGUUUAAUAAUAAAAUGUUAUUUUUUCAUGUAACAUUUAAAAAUGGGCUAAUAACUGUGCUGUCCAGUUGAGUCUCUCUUGCAAUGCAGUUGUGCUUCCAAGACAUUAGAUGGCAGUACUGUACAGGUUUUAUGUAGUAUGUGGUCUAACGAAGAAGUUGAAUGUGUUAUGUUGCGCCCUAAAAAGUGUUAAUACUGUAAGUAUUGUACUUAUUACGCAGCAGCUGUUGGAGUGUAGCAUCCAUCUCAGUUGUGGUUUUCAUUGACACUUGAAGAAUAAAAAUAAGACAAUCAACAUAACAUUAAAGUCAGUUGUGAAUGAGAAGAAGCAGGAAGAAGUUAAAAUCGUAUAUUUGGUCUUUCCUGGUCUCAGACCAGGAAGAAAGCAGAGUGGGCGGGGUUUGUUUUCAGAGCGGCCAGCCCGAAACGUGUGUCAGAAACAGAUGCGGAAGCAGAUUUUUACUCGGUAGUAUAUCAUGUUGUAGGUGUUUAUUACACUUUGCAUUCAUAUUUUGCUGUUUGUUACAUUUUUGUUGUGUUUUGCUUGAUUUUAAAACAAUACACAACUGUCGAGGAGCUGAUCUGAGAAGUAAAAGAGGACCGAUGCUCAUAUGUUAAUAUUCAGUGUUUAAUUGUUCAUAGUUAAUAUUGUAAAGCCCACUUUAAAGAGGAGCGAUGUUCAUAUUUUGUUAAUAUUCAGUGUUUUAUUGUUCAUAGUUAAUAUUGUAAAUUCCACUUUAAAGAACAGCGAUGUUCAUAUUUUGUUAAUAUUCAGUGUUUUAUUGUUCAUAGUUAAUAUUGUAAAGCCCACUUUAAAGAGGAGCGAUGUUCAUAUUUUGUUAAUCAGUGUUUUAUUGUUUCUAGUUAAUAUUGUAAACUCCACUUUAAAGAAGAGCGAUGUUCAUAUUUUGUUAAUAUUCAGUGUUUUAUUGUUCAUAGCUCAUAUUGUAAAUUCCACAUUAAAGAAGAGCGAUGUUCAUAUUUUGUUAAUAUUCAGUGUUUUAUUGUUCAUAGUUAAUAUGGUAAAUCCCAGUGUAAAAAGGAGCGAUGCGCAAAUGUUAAUAUUCAGUGUUUUAUUGUUCAUAGUUAAUAUUUUAAAUCCCACUUUAAAGACGAGCGAUGUUCAUAUUUUGUUAAUAUUCAGUGUUUUAUUGUUCAUAGUUAAUAUUGUAAAGCCCACUUUAAAGAGGCGCAAUGUUCAUAUUUUGUUAAUAUUCAGUGUUUUAUUGUUCAUAGUUAAUAUUGUAAAUUCCACUUUAAAGAACAGCGAUGUUCAUAUUUUGUUAAUAUUCAGUGUUUUAUUGUUCAUAGUUAAUAUUGUAAAUUCCACUUUAGAGAGGAGCGAUGUUCAUAUUUUGUUAAUAUUCAGUGUUUUAUUGUUCAUAGUUAAUAUUGUAAAGCCCACUUUAAAGAGGAGCGAUGUUCAUAUUUUGUUAAUAUUCAGUGUUUUAUUGUUCAUAGUUAAUAUUGUAAAGCCCACUUUAAAGAGGAGCGAUGUUCAUAUUUUGUUAAUAUUCAGUGUUUUAUUGUUCAUAGUUAAUAUUGUAAAGCCCACUUUAAAGAGGAGCGAUGUUCAUAUUUUGUUAAUAUUCAGUGUUUUAUUGUUCAUAGUUAAUGUUGUAAAUUCCACUUUAAAGAAGAGCGAUGUUCAUAUUUUGUUAAUAUUCAGUGUUUUAUUGUUCAUAGUUAAUGUUGUAAAUUCCACUUUAAAGAGGAGCGAUGUUCAUAUUUUGUUAAUAUUCAGUGUUUUAUUGUUCAUAGUUAAUGUUGUAAAUUCCACUUUAAAGAGGAGCGAUGUUCAUAUUUUGUUAAUAUUCAGUGUUUUAUUGUUUAUAGUUAAUAUUAUAAAUUCCACUUUAAAGAGGAGCAAUGUUCAUAUUUUGUUAAUAUUCAGUGUUUUAUUGUUCAUAGUUAAUGUUGUAAAUUCCACUUUAAAGAAGAGCGAUGUUCAUAUUUUGUUAAUAUUCAGUGUUUUAUUGUUCAUAGUUAAUAUUGUAAAUUCCACUUUAAAGAGGAGCGAUGUUCAUAUUUUGUUAAUAUUCAGUGUUUUAUUGUUCAUAGUUAAUAUUGUAAAUUCCACUUUAAAGAGGAGCGAUGUUCAUAUUUUGUUAAUAUUCAGUGUUUUAUUGUUCAUAGUUAAUGUUGUAAAUUCCACUUUAAAGAAGAGCGAUGUUCAUAUUUUGUUAAUAUUCAGUGUUUUAUUGUUCAUAGUUAAUAUUAUAAAUUCCACUUUAAAGAGGAGCAAUGUUCAUAUUUUGUUAAUAUUCAGUGUUUUAUUGUUCAUAGUUAAUGUUGUAAAUUCCACUUUAAAGAGGAGCGAUGUUCAUAUUUUGUUAAUAUUCAGUGUUUUAUUGUUCAUAGUUAAUAUUGUAAAGCCCACUUUAAAGAGGAGCGAUGUUCGUAUUUUGUUAAUAUUCAGUGUUUUAUUCUUCAUAGUUGAAAUUGUAAAGCCCACUUUAAAGAGGAGCGUUGUUCAUAUUUUGUUAAUAUUCAGUGUUUUAUUGUUCAUAGUUAAUAUUAUAAAUUCCACUUUAAAGAAGAGCGAUGUUCAUAUUUUGUUAAUAUUCAGUGUUUUAUUGUUCAUAGUUAAUAUUGUAAAUUCCACUUUAAAGAGGAGCGAUGUUCAUAUUUUGUUAAUAUUCAGUGUUUUAUUGUUCAUAGUUAAUACUGUAAAGCCCACUUUAAAGAGGAGCGAUGUUCAUAUUUUGUUAAUAUUCAGUGUUUUAUUGUUCAUAGUUAAUAUUGUAAAGUCCACUUUAAAGAGGAGCGAUGUUCAUAUUUUGUUAAUAUUCAGUGUUUUAUUGUUCAUAGUUAAUAUUGUAAAGUCCACUUUAAAGAGGAGCGAUGUUCAUAUUUUUCUAAUAUUCAGUGUUUUAUUGUUCAUAGUUAAUAUUGUAAAGCCCACUUUAAAGAGGAGCGAUGUUCAUAUUUUGUUAAUAUUCAGUGUUUUAUUGUUCAUAGUUAAUAUUGUAAAUCCCACUUUAAAGACGAGCGAUGUUCAUAUUUUGUUAAUAUUCAGUGUUUUAUUGUUCAUAGUUAAUAUUGUAAAGCCCACUUUAAAGAGGAGCGAUGUUCAUAUUUUGUUAAUAUUCAGUGUUUUAUUGUUCAUAGUUAAUGUUGUAAAUUCCACUUUAAAGAAGAGCGAUUUUCAUAUUUUGUUAAUAUUCAGUGUUUUAUUGUUCAUAGUUAAUAUUGUAAAUUCCACUUUAAAGAAGAGCGAUGUUCAUAUUUUGUUAAUAUUCAGUGUUUUAUUGUUCAUAGUUAAUAUUGUAAAUUCCACUUUAAAGAGGAGCGAUGUUCAAAUGUUGUUAAUAUUCAGUGUUUUAUUGUUCAUAGUUAAUAUUGUAAAUCCCACUUUAAAGACGAGCGAUUUUCAUAUUUUGUUAAUAUUCAGUGUUUUAUUGUUCAUAGUUAAUAUUGUAAACUCCACUUUAAAGAAGAGCGAUGUUCAAAUGUUGUUAAUAUUCAGUGUUUUAUUGUUCGUAGUUAAAAUUGUAAAUCCCACUGUCUUUAUUUUCAUGUACAUUCUGGGUGUCCUAUUCAGUAAAAAUACUGUAAAAUUC
Nerophis ophidion (straightnose pipefish) is the source of this 6509-nucleotide messenger RNA. It is a transcript of the gene kbtbd3, whose product is annotated as kelch repeat and BTB (POZ) domain containing 3. Bases 176 to 1990 code for a protein of 604 amino acids. NCBI's taxonomy places the organism in Eukaryota, Metazoa, Chordata, Actinopteri, Syngnathiformes, Syngnathidae. Gene Ontology annotation, molecular function: protein binding. The record is from RefSeq and is a predicted model, not a curated record. The transcript is spliced from 11 exons.